ACCUCCAUUCCAUGAAAAGCCAGUUAUAGUAUUAUCCAUUAGCCAACAAUGAUGGGGCCAGAAAAACAAGAGAAUCCGAGCCUUCUCAAAAGGGGAUGGUUAUGGCUUAGAGAUAUUCCAUCUAAGCCCAUAGCUAAACUAUGUGACGUAGCUAGGCGAGCAAUAAAGGUAGCAGAGGAAGAUCCAAGAAGAUUGAUUCAUUCCCUCAAGGUCGGAGUUACAGUAACAUUAGUAUCAUUGUUGUACUACCUCCAGCCUAUGUACAACAACCUUGGUGCCUCUGCAAUUUUGGUUGUCAUGACCGUGGUGGUUGUUUUUGAAUUCACAGUUGGUGGAACAAUUGGAAAAUGCUUGAACCAAGGAUUAGCAACCUUAGCAGCUUCUGCUCUUGCUAUUGGAGCUCAACACUUAGCCAUCCUAACUGGGAAGAGAAGCGAACCGUAUCUGAUUGGACUAUUUGUAUUCAUACAAGCUGUAGCCAUGACUUUCAUGCGAUUCUUCCACAACGUGAAGGCCAAAUAUGACUAUGGGGUGCUUAUCUUCAUCUUGUCAUUCAUCCUGGUUUCCAUAUCUGGUCUUAGAAUGAAUAAUGUCCUAAACUUGGCUCAAACAAGGCUUGUUACCACACUCAUCGGUGCAUCAACUAGCCUGGCCAUCUGCAUCCUCUUCCGCCCUGUGUGGGCCGGUGAAGAUCUUCACAAAUACGUGGCUCAAAACAUAAUCCAGCUUGGAAAUUUCUUGGAAGGACACCUGGAUCUGUGUUUCAAAACAUCGUGUGAUGCAGGGAUAGAGAUAACAAAGCCAUCUAUCAUCAACCUAGACAGUAUCCUUGCAGAUUCAAAGGUCAAGGAAGAAACCUUGGCCGAUCUAGCCAGAUGGGAGCCAGGGCAUGGUCGGUUCAUGUUUCGCCACCCAUGGGAACAAUACCUCAGAAUCGGAAACUUAACAAGGCAGUGUGCCUGCCGACUUCAACCAAUCAAUGGCUACUUAAACUCCGAUUUUCAAGCACCAAAAGAAAUCGAAUGCACAAUCAAAGAGGCAUUUACAGAAUCAACAAAGGCAUUGAAAGAGCUGGCAUGGGCAAUAGAAACAAUGACGGAGCCAUCAUCAGCUAAUCCACACAUCGAAAACCUAAAAAUCGCGUCGAGAAAUCUAAAAUCUCAGCUGAGAUCGGGUGAUUGGGGAGAUCAAAGCGAUGUUCUGCAAAUAAUACCUGUUGCCGCGGCGAUGAUCGAUACGAUUUCCAGCGUGGAACAGAUUGGUGAUGCGGUGAAGGAGCUCGGUUUGAUGGCGAAAUUCAAGAGUAGAAUGGCGGAAAUUCCGAGUUUGAGUGUUGCGAUUGAUUAAGGAAAUUGAAUUUUCUGCCGAAGCUCAUGAGCAAAUUUUAAUGGCGUGUGGAGUUAUUUUA
This is a messenger RNA of Salvia hispanica, 1408 nucleotides long. Its product is annotated as aluminum-activated malate transporter 8-like. Gene Ontology annotation, biological process: malate transport. Lineage: Eukaryota; Viridiplantae; Streptophyta; Magnoliopsida; Lamiales; Lamiaceae. The record is from RefSeq and is a predicted model, not a curated record.